This is a messenger RNA of Nomia melanderi (Alkali bee), 2000 nucleotides long. The record is from RefSeq and is a predicted model, not a curated record. Lineage: Eukaryota; Metazoa; Arthropoda; Insecta; Hymenoptera; Halictidae.
GUUCAGUGAGAGUGCCGUGAUCCUUUUACCGAUCUACCGUGAAAGUCAACGAUGAAGUGUCCGCAGCUGCUCGCGCUGGCCUGUUGCCUGGCCCUGGCCGAAGCAUCGCAGGCGGCGGAGUCGGCUGAGCAGGACCUGCUGUCGCGAGCGUCGGCGCAGCUGGAGCGUUUGGCGCCGUACCGUAGGUCGUCCAGCGAAGGCGCGUCCACCGACCAAUGGCAGUCGCUCGAGCCGGCGAGGGCUCCGGAGAACGCGAACCUGGACGAGCGUCGCGUGGCUCUGGAGAUCUACCGAGUCCUGCCGGAGGACCUGCAGGAGGACAUCGUCAGGAGGGGUCAAGUGGCGGUGAUGGAGUUGCUGGCCGACCCGAAAUACAUGGCGCUGAUCGAGCACAAGCCGCCGGAAGCUGACCACGGGACCAAGCGCGACGGCUACACUUACUCGGAGUACGAGGGACCACCGGAAGCGGAGCAUCCGCCCGAGGGAUACGGAGGAUACGCGCACGAGCAUUACGGCGGAGAGUACUACGGGGACCAGCCUGCCGGAUCCGACUCAGGAGGGAUCAUCAAAGGAUCUACCAGUCUGAUCAGCGGCAUAGCGAAAGGAUUGAUCGGCGGGCUCGUCAGCGCGUCCGGCAGCGCGUCGAAGGGAUCGUCGUCGGUGUCCGCGACCAGCUCCGCUCAAGCAUCCUCGUCGAGCUCGUCCUCAUCGACCGAGCAGAAAAGACCGGCGUACGGACACUACGGACACUACGGACCCGCUUACCCGUACGGGCAUAAGGAGUUCGACGUUUGGGACUUCAAAAAGGCAAUCAUUAGCACAUUAAUGCAGGCGGUAAAAGCCAUAAGUGGCGGUGUGAUUGCUUUGAAAGGUCAGCUUAUCAAGGGGAGCGGUUACCUCGUUUCGACGAAGGGCAAAAUUAUUUCGUCGACGGGCGACGCGAUCACGUCUUUGGGACGUAAUAUCGCGAAGAACGCUGUGCACCCACCGGAACCAUCGCACACUAGUUAUGCUUACGAACAUCCUCCAGAAGGUGGUCACGAGGAAAGCUAUGACGGACCUCCGCCUUCUAUCGAGGAGUACAGCGAGCCAACCGAUGGUUACCACGCAAAUUCGAAUUACGAAUCGUCAUCGGACGUCGGCGAGCACGCGGGCCUGCUGAUCGCGAAGCCGACGGAGCCGGAAAACCACGACGAGCACGAGGACUUGCAUCCCCGCAAGCCUGCGCCGCACGAAGACAAGUACCACGGCCCUCCGCCGGAGCUGACCGAGAACACCGUCUCGGGGAACACGCACGGUUUCCCAGGUCCCGGUCAACCGGAGCACCCGGUGGAGUCGCCGCAUCCCCCGUCCAGCUACGAAGUUCCUCUCCACCAUCGCCCUUUUGACGACGCUAAGAAGGGCCACGAGUACUUGGCGUAUCCUCCGUUGGCCGCCGGCCUGCCCGUCGGCGGCCACAACGCGCUGUCGAUCCAGCAGAGCGUCGAGUACCCGCCGGUGCACAUUCGGUACACGCUGCCUAUCAAAGGCAACUUGAAGCUACCGGUCGACACCUCCGGCAACGACCUGUCCGUGUACGGCAGCGUGUCGAUCGACACGGAGCCCGAGAUCGAGCCAACGAAAGUGCACACCGUGAAUCCGCUGAACGGACUAGAAUUGCCGAAACUCCAGCCUCAUGGGAAUUUCCAUGGCCUGCCGCCCUUGCUUCCGGGUGCUUACGCCCCUGCCACGCAGGAACCGCUGAAGAUUCCGCUGCUGAACCCCUACGCGCCGGCUUAUUGGCAAGGUCACGGGUUCUUGCAACCGUACGCUGGGUUUGACAUGUACGGUCUGUACAGGAGACGCAACAGCGCGAACAGGAGAAGGUCCGUCAACGACGUCUUGAGACGCAUGAGACUGCCACGGGGGUAGUCUGAGAGACUGACUUGCGGACUCAGUGACCUAUACUACGCGACCAACCCCCGCGCGAGCGGGUUCAGAAAGCAGAGCGUAAUUCGACA